AUGACGAGCCCUCUUUCAUUCAAGCGCGAACUGACACCACAAUCUAUCUCUGACCCUGCCCUUCUUCACAUUCACGACCGCCUGAGCCAACUGGACUCUCGUGUCCUUGAUCUCCGUGCCAGUGUCCUGACAAAGGAUGCUUACGUUGAUCGACGGAAUCGAGAAGACGAAUCCCUUCGACGAGAGUUCGAAAGCCACCGAAGCCUGACGUCCAACAUUGAAACUGUUGUUGGGAAGACGAAGGCAGAUGUCAGUCAGAUAAAGACUGAUUUCCUACAACUCCGAACCGAAAUUCUACAGUUACGAACUCAUGUCGGCCAACUCGGAUCGAAGGAGGCCUUCCUACACAGCGACGUCAGCCAACUCCAGAACGAUGUCAAUCAGAUACAACUUGACGUCCAACGUCUUCACACCAAUGUCUGCGCUACUAGAACUGACCUGAGCCAAAUUCAGGCCAUAGUGAGCCAAAUUCGAAUUGAUUUGAUGACGUUGGAACGGGAGACGUCUCGACAUUUCGGUGAUAUUUCAGCCCGAUUCUCCAAAAUGGAAUCACGAAUGAACCACACCGAAAGGGUUCGAUUCAACUCGCUAGCACACACCGUCCAUGCCCCCAUCACCCCUGUUCCUGUUGUCGAAACCGACGGCUCUGUUCGGUGGCCCGACUACUUCCCUCGCUCCGUAUGGAAAUUUUGGUGUUUAAAGCGCAGAAGUCGAAGUAAGUCCAUGGUCUCAAUCGUACAGCAAAGGCAAGCCAAUACUGACGCCCAAUCAACUGAAGUUCACCGACUCGUCGAGCUGGCGGAGUUCUACCAGCUCGAAGGCUUUCAGUACUGGGGGCGCAUGCCACAUCGGCAUGAUGCAAUGAUCCCAGGGGACGGCUACAUGAGUGAUUCGAGUGACUCUAGUGAUUUACCUUCAGAUCUCACCCUCGCCGAAGCAGCUCGCCUAUACCCAGAAGCAUGCCAUCAAGCGUUGGCGGCCACCCUAGGUCUUGUGUAUUAUAAGAUCCGAAAUGAAGUUGGCGAAGGCCCCACCCAACAUAUCAUGCCCGCUACCCAGAAGAGGCUUCGUGAAGAUGUCGCUUCAAACAAUUCCGCAAAACAGAAACAGCCAAAACUUUCUCGCCGACCAAACGACAUCUCGCCUCCAUCCCUCGCCAGAAUUGUCGCACGUGGCGCUGCCAUUGAUGCUAAAUCUAUUGUUUCGGAAGGUCUCGAUAAAUUGGGUUGGAAUGUGAAUACCUCUCAAAUGUCAGACGAAACUCUAACCAAGUUGAAGGACCUUGUCACCGACGAGGUAAAUUCUCUUCUUCUUCGCGCGUUAGAACGUGGUAAUAUCCAAAUCCAACCAAGUCGGAUGGAGUUUCACAAUAACUUCUUAAGUGGAUCUGCAGGUGUCAGCGUCAAAUCAAAGUCCAAUGCCAGUGAUGAUGACAUGCAGACUGUUCCAACAGAAGUCAUUUCACCUAUUUCUGAACAAGAAGACCCUCAGUGGGCAAACGACCAAAUACUCGAAGCCGGUUGCCAUUAA
This is a messenger RNA of Ophidiomyces ophidiicola, 1530 nucleotides long. RefSeq lists its product as uncharacterized. Bases 1 to 1530 code for a protein of 509 amino acids. The record is from RefSeq and is a predicted model, not a curated record. The transcript has a single exon. Lineage: Eukaryota; Fungi; Ascomycota; Eurotiomycetes; Onygenales; Onygenaceae.